Molecule: messenger RNA, 3220 nt
Organism: Exaiptasia diaphana
Lineage: Eukaryota; Metazoa; Cnidaria; Anthozoa; Actiniaria; Aiptasiidae
Exons: 8
Coding region: 197-2860 (887 amino acids)
Biological process (GO): transmembrane transport
Molecular function (GO): monocarboxylic acid transmembrane transporter activity
Source: RefSeq, a predicted model, not a curated record
CAAAAAUAUCCAACCUGAAGCGAAACGUCAUUGCAUGCUGUUCAGACUGAUCAGUCUCUCACAGGACCGAUUCACCCUGACCGACGCAAGUACUGGAGAGGAAGUUUGGGGGCAAGACGGUGUUUGAUUGAAGUUUUUUUUAGAUUUUUUUGAAAUCACAUAUAUAACUCACAAGCAAAACGAACAAAAAAUCAAUAUGCAGCGAAGGUGCUCUAUGCCAGCAGCUAGCCAUUAUUUAUCGAGAGAAGCUUGUCAGAAACAACCCAGACCAACCAUGAUUGAUGGCGAUAAAAUUGGAAACGAUGAGGAUCGCAGGAUUACAACGGAACUCAACGAUUAUGGCAAUGAAGAGAGUUCAGUGAUUUCAACAGACACAGCUAAUAAUCGUGAGGCAAGGAAUAAACUAUAUGUUAAUUCCGAUAUAUCAUCGCAAUCAUUUUAUUCCCUUCAUGGCAUCAAACUGAUCCCCGAGGGGGGAUGGGGUUGGGCAGUAUGCGCCUCUGGUUUCAUUGUCCAGUUUAUUGUUCUUGGUAUCAAUAAUUCUUUUGGAAUUCUAUUCGCCUUUCUGCUGAAUGAGUUUGGAAAGAGCAAAGGCGCCACUGCAUGGGUUGGCUCUGCGGCUGUUGGAAUCCUUUACCUGUUUGGACCAAUCACAUGCGGCCUCAACGAAAGAAUUGGGUUUCGUACCAUAGCCUUUAUUGGGGGCAUACUUUGCGGGCUUGGGAUGCUUCUUACGUCGUUCGUGACAGACUUCUAUAAGAUCUAUGUGACAUAUAGCUUACUAUGGGGUAUUGGAUCCAGCCUUUGUUACUUUUCGACGGUUACGGUACCAGGAGAGUAUUUCUGUCGAAGGCUAUCUUUGGCCAAUGGUAUCAUUACUGCGGGGAGCGGCUUUGGAACCCUAACAUUCGGCCCACUUCUGCAGUUCCUCCUCAAGAAAUAUGGUCUGACAACAACACUCCGCAUUCUAUCCGCCAUUAUGAGUCUUUUAGCCCUUGCUUCCUUGACCUUCAAACGAUUUAGUUCUCCACUCGAGCAGAUGUAUAACACGCAGAGGACACCGACACCAUUUUCUGACAUGAAAAUUUGGAAAAACAAAGCGUUUGUUUUGUAUACUGCAGCAGUAUCGCUGUUUAUGCUGGGAUAUUUUAUUCCAUAUGUACACGUGGUAAGUCUUGUCGCCGAUGUUGGAAUAUCAGAAUCAAAUGGCGUGAUGCUUAUUGGGUACAUGUCCAUCUCUUCAACUGUAAGCCGUGUCAUCUUCGGGAGGCUCUCAGACUACCCUCAGGUCAAUAGAUUAUAUAUGACUCAAUUUGCCAUUGUUGGAUUUGGAGCUAUGACACUACUUUGUCCGAUCGUGAAGACGUAUAAAGCCUUUGUGACAGUUAUGGUCAUGCUGGGUAUAUUCGAGGGCAUGUAUGUGGUAUUGAUUGCUGUCGUUAUAACUGAUAUUGUUGGUGUUCAUAAGCUGAAUCAAGCCCUGGGAAAUUUGUAUGGAAUUAUAUCAUUUGCCAUUACUGCAGGACCACCAUUCGCAGGAUUUUUGUACGAUGCCUUGCUGUCAUACAACAUAGCGUUCUAUAUUUGUGGAGUCACGACUAUCUUCUCAUCUCUUCUCUUGUUUCUCGUUCCCUGGCUUAUACGCAAAGACAGUGGUAGGAGAUUUGAAAGAGACUCCAUAGACAGCCGAAUAGACUCUAUUUUCUCGCGAAGCAUGAGUGGAUUUAUAGGCAUCAACAGCAACAUGGAUAGAAGUAUAGUUUAUGAAACACCUCCAAAUAAAAGUGGCUCACGCACAUGCGAACGUAAGCCUAAAAAAAGGAAAAGACGUCGAGAUCUCUCAACAACAAAAGCUGAAGACAACGCCUAUGUAUUUAGUGGAYCUCCUCUCAGAAAACGUAGUUUCACUUCAGACAUUAAAGAAACCUACGAAAAGGGAAGUUUGUUCACAAGAAGAAGGCCAGCGAGCAGGCAGCGUAGCAUCAGUUUACCGUCAGACAAAGAAGAUGAAUACAGCAAACUACCUUAUAGUAUUAGUUUCGCAUCAAACUGGACUACAAGCAGCAGUCCUAUAAGCAGGCAACGGAGUAUUAGCUUUCCUUCAGACAAAGACGAUGAAGAUAUCCUAGUAUUUACAAGCAGACUGAGACACGCAAGAGGACGUAGUGUUGUGUCAGACAGGGACGAAAGCGAUAAAGAAGAAGACUCAGUGUUCACGUGCGGAACGCCCACAAGCAGGCAACGUAGCGUCAGUUUUCCGUCAGACAAAGACGAUGAAGACAUUACGUUCACAAGCAGUCGGAGGUCUGCAAGAAAACGUAGUGUUAGCUUCGUGUCAGACAGGGACGAAAGAGAGAAAGAAGACGACUCAGUGUUCAAGUGCAAAAUGCCCACACGCAGGCAACGUAGCGUCAGCUUCCCGUCAGAAAAUGACGAUGAUGACAGCUUAUUUACAAGACGGCGUAGUGUCAGCUUUCCUUCAGAAAGGGACGUAAUCGAUGAAGAAGACAAUCUGUUUUCAAGCAGUAGUCCCACUAACAGACUUAACGAAUACAUUUAUGAUCCAACCUACGAAUACGACUUGWGUGAUGUCUUCGCUCAAAGUCAUUCAAGUACAAGCAGUGGCUGUGUGCUCUCGAACUCUCUCAACACUUCAAAAAAUACUAGCUUCAACUCGACAAUGUCAUUCCAAGGGUCCAAAACAAAGUUGCUACUCUCACAGUUUGGAAAUAAUGCUUCUGCAUAUCGUUCUGCAGAGUCAUUCAAGUCUUCUUCAUCACAACAGCAAAAAAUCACACGACUCGCAAUACCACUAUUUCGUCGUAAAAAAGAGAUAAAGGUCAUGGAAACUGUGGUGUAAAAUCGGAAAAGACUUGAAAAAGUAAAGCGUUGCUGUACUCACGUGUUACGCGAGAUCACAUGUAUAUAAUUUCAAAAACUGAUUGUUUAGUUGCCAAAAAUAUGUGAAAUGUGUGUAUCAAUAUAGUAUUAAUAUCUGUAAUCAUACUCUACCUGCAUUUUUAAUUCAACAAAUUUUCUUCACUCUCAUUGGUAGAGAGUCGACCACGUGAUGCAAUAGUGCACAUUAUGUCCGCCGCUUCAGAAAAUUUUCUUCUUGAAUAAUAAAAACAAGAGCAGUUAAUGAAAUUUAUUUUGUCAGCGUAAAAUGAGAUGCUUUGCUAUUCAAUUUUUUCUAGUGGUUAACGAUUUGAUUUUAUCU